AUGACAGGUAUAGUAUACGAAAAAUUGGAAAAAAAUGACGAUCCAGCGGCGGCUACAUUGCUAAACCCGAAUACAGCAUCUGUUCGUGUUCGUCAUUAUUUUGUAUUUUCAUUGAUUUCAUCACUAUUAUUAUGUCCAACAACAGGUCUUAUUGCAUUAGCUUAUUCACUGAAAUCCUCAGCCAAAGCUGAUGUAAAUUUUUUGGAUAAAGCACGUUCGUAUUCACAUCGUGCAUUAAUAUGGAAUUUAAUAUCAUUGGUAUUGUUUACAUUUUCAUUUAUGAUGACGUUAGUUUUUGUUUAUUAUUUAAAUCAAAUAUGGGAACAAUAUGAAAAAGUUAAUUAUGACCAAUUUAAAGGUGAAUUAAAUAAUCGAAAUGUAGUCAGCAAUGCUCAAAUAGCUGAUUUAGUUCGAGGUCGAAGAUAUCAAACUAAGGUAUGGUGA
Molecule: messenger RNA, 444 nt
Organism: Didymodactylos carnosus
Lineage: Eukaryota; Metazoa; Rotifera; Eurotatoria; Philodinida; Philodinidae
Source: the annotation of a GenBank genome assembly